AAAAAGCUUGUAAUCCGUGUGACAGACGUAAGCCUCUUCCAGAAGGCCAUCUGUGAGUAUCUGAGUGAUCCACUACAAGUAUUCGUUCACGCCCGCCGCGGCACGUACCCCCCAGCAGCCUGCUGCUCGGCGUCGGCGGGGCGGUGCUGCGGCUGUGCUAGCUGGUGCUGUGCUGUGCUGUGUUGCAGUGCUCCGCCGCCGCCCCCGCUACGCCCGGCACCUGCCCGGAUACAAAAGAGGUGUGGAGGUGCAGGACUGGCAAGUCGACCAGGAUCAAACCACCUAAACUUUGACAAGUGUGCUGGCAGGAGGCUGCAGGGCUGGACAGCAGGUGUGCUGGCAGGAGGCUGCAGGGCUGGACAGCAGGUGUGCUGGCAGGAGGCUGCAGGGCUGGACAGCAGGUGUGCUGGCAGGAGGCUGCAGGGCUGGACAGCAGGUGUGCUGGCAGGAGGCUGCAGGGCUGGACAGCAGGUGUGCCAGCAGGAGGCUGCAGGGCUGGACAGCAGCAUGAGUGGCCAGGACAAGCAGGAGCAGACUGCUGCAGGGGGCAGGAGGGUCAGUGGUCAUCAGAUGAAGCAGCUGUCUACUGGCACCUCCAGCAACAAAGGAGAGAGGAAGUUUGUGUGUCUGGAGUGUGGAAAAGAAUUCACCACAAGGGGAGGCCUCAGAUAUCACACCUUUACACACACUGGUGUGAAGAACUAUGAAUGUAAGGAAUGUGGGAAAACAUUUAUUAGUAAGAGUCAACUUGAUACACACACCUUUACACACACUGGUGUGAAAAACUAUGAAUGUAAGGAAUGUGGGAAAAAUUUCGUUAGGAAGAGUACCCUUGAUAUACACACCCUUAGACACACUGGUGUGAAGAACUUUGAAUGUAAAGAAUGUGGGAAAAAAUUCAUCCAGAAGUGUAUCCUUGAUACACACACCCUUACACACACUGGUGUGAAGAACUAUGAAUGUAAGGAAUGUGGGAAAAAGUUCAGCCUGAAGAGUAACCUUGAAGCACACACCCUUACACACACUGGUGUAAAGAACUUUGAAUGUAAGAAAUGUGGGAAAAAAUUCAUUAGGAAGAGUCACCUUGAUACACACACCCUUACACACACUGGUGUCAAGAACUAUGAAUGUAAGGAAUGUGGGAAAAAAUUCAUCCAGAAGGUUCACCUUGAUUUACACACCCUUACACACACUGGUGUUAAGAACUAUGAGUGUAAGGAAUGUGGGGAACGAUGCACCACAAAACAGGGUCUUAAAUAUCACAGCCUUAUGCACACUGGUGUAAAAAACUAUGAAUGUAAGGAAUGUGGGAAAAAGUUCAUCAUAAAGUUUCACCUUGAUAGACACACUCUUACACACACUGGUGUAAAGAACUAUGAAUGUCAAGAGUGUGGAAAAAAGUUUGGACGCAAGAGUAACCUUAAAAGCCACAGCCGUACCCACACUGGUGUAAGAAACUAUGAAUCCCAAGAAUGUGGGGAUGAAUUUAUCCAGAAGAGUCAGCUUGCUACACACACCCUUACACACUCGGGUGUAAAGAGUCAUGAGUGUGAAGAGUGCGGGAAGAGAUUCAGUAUGGCUUCAUACCUUAACCGACACUUGUACAAGCAUAUAUACGACCAUAGAGAGUUGAAGUGCGAUGUUUGUGGUCAGUUCUUCAAGACAAAGCCUGAAAUUAGAAGACACAUGAAGACCCACUUCAGGGAUGUGUCUUCCUAAGCUGUGAUCUUGUAAUGUCUCACGGCUCUUCUCCCCGGCACUGGGUCACCCUCCAUGUAUUACUGUGUCUGUCCUCUCCAUCUGGCCGUCACCCUAGUGCCCAGUGACCGUCUUGGCUCAUUAUUUACUAUUUUUCCAUUUUUCCAUGCUCGCUCCUCCAUCCCCACCACUGUCACAUCCCAUCAAGUGUCCUUGCAGAUUCACGGCUCCUCCUUAGAGAGUAACACUUCCCAUUAC
Messenger RNA from Eriocheir sinensis (Chinese mitten crab), 1956 nucleotides. RefSeq names its product gastrula zinc finger protein XlCGF46.1-like. Gene Ontology annotation, biological process: regulation of transcription by RNA polymerase II. Bases 508 to 1719 code for a protein of 403 amino acids. The record is from RefSeq and is a predicted model, not a curated record. Gene Ontology annotation, molecular function: DNA-binding transcription factor activity; RNA polymerase II cis-regulatory region sequence-specific DNA binding. Lineage: Eukaryota; Metazoa; Arthropoda; Malacostraca; Decapoda; Varunidae. The transcript is spliced from 4 exons.